Molecule: messenger RNA, 4854 nt
Organism: Dermacentor albipictus
Lineage: Eukaryota; Metazoa; Arthropoda; Arachnida; Ixodida; Ixodidae
Product: solute carrier family 66 member 2
Biological process (GO): retrograde transport, endosome to Golgi; phospholipid translocation
Cellular component (GO): endosome; trans-Golgi network
Source: RefSeq, a predicted model, not a curated record
AUUAACCGUCGAAACAGUACAUGGAGCAGUACAAACGUUCUUUCGCCCAUUUCCAAAGCGAAAGACGGAAGCGCGGCGAAAAGUGAACCGGAGUGACGGGAACUCUGUAUUGCCCGCCUAGUCAGCAAUGACAUCAGUGCAGUGGAGUCAAUUGUCAAAUCUGCUCUUGCAGGCCAAGCUUCAAGCCAGAAAAACAUGACAAGUGUAACCUUUGCUGGCCUGUUUGGGGCCGUGCAGUCUCUGAACGAGACUGUGUUCAUGGCUUCAAUCAGCCAAUGGCUCUCAUGGGGUGCAUCGGCAGCCAUAAUUUUUGGUGGAGUUGUUCCUUACAUUCCACAAUACCGAGAGAUCAAGAAGACCAGAAAUGCAGAUGGCUUUUCAACGUGGGUCUGUUUGGCGUUGCUGGUGGCCAACACAUUAAGGAUACUCUUUUGGUUUGGACGUCCUUUCGAGCUUCCACUGUUGGUCCAGAGUGUUGUUAUGUCAGCAUGUAUGUUCCUCAUGCUCCAACUUUGUGUAAAGACACACAACCUUAGCACCAUUGUGCCUCAACCAAAGCAGAGAUUUACAGAAAACCCAAGUGAAAACCCUGCCUGCCUCCAGGCGGCGGAUGUGGCCAAUCCAGACCUCACCCUUUGGGAGUCUCCCUGGCGGCACUUUUGGGCCUGGACAGACUUUCUGAGCUAUGUGGAAUUCAUGGCCAGUUUUGCACUCUGCUCAGGAGCCCUCUUGUACCUGCUGCUUGAUGUAGAGCUCGUGGUAGAGGCUGUAGGCUUUGCAGCUUUGCUCACUGAAGCUCUGCUUGGGUUGCCUCAGUUCUGGCGUAAUUUGCGCAACCAGUCUACUCAUGGCAUGAGCAACCAGAUGGUGCUCAUGUGGACCAUGGGUGAUGUUUUUAAGACAGCUUACUUCAUAAUGCGGUCAGCACCUUUCCAGUUCUGGGUGUGCGGCACCCUUCAGGUGUCCCUGGACGUUGCCAUUCUAAUGCAGGUGGGCUGGUAUAAAUAUCGACCAGCAUCCUCAAAGAUUCCCAAGCACAGCAUUCAUAUCAGCUGACGGUGUCUGAUUAGGGACGGUGUGCACGUGUUUGUGACAGUGGCUUUUACUGUGGUGAGCUCUUUGCCACUUAAGUGUGUUUGUCUGCACUUUGCUUGAUACAAAGUUAUGACAUCAGAUAUGCAAGUCUCAUUUCUCUUAGCAUCACUGGUGCCAAAAACUGUGUGAUGUGAGCACGAAAAUGUUUUUGUUAUCUUUUGACAAAGAGCGUACUGUAACUUUUUAUGAUGUAUUUAUAUGAUUUAAUUUCUGCCAGAUAUUGUCAAAUGCAGGCUGCUUGGAAGCAAAAGCUGUGGCAAACUGACUGUAAUAUUUACACAGUUCAUGUGGCAGUAAGCUGUAGUCACUUUAUUCAAAUGAUUUAUGCAGUAAUUUAUGGAUCUUUUGUGACUUCUAUGUUGUCUUUCAUAUGCGGUCUUUUAUGAAGUACCGUACUUCCAUCCCACAUUUUUUUUUUAAGUUUUGAGAGUGGGCAGUUUGAUCUCAAAAGGUUUAUUAAAUUGCUGUAAGAAAAAAAAAGAAGGGGGGGGGGGCUGAAAUGGCUGAAUUCUCAUUGAGUGCUUCACGCAGAGGCCUCACAACAGAGUCUCCAUAAGCAAGCUGUAUUACCUUAUGCUCAUCCAGCUCUUUGGCCAAACCGAAAUGCCAAAGCCUGCCUUUCCUUUAUUGAAAAGGUGACCUUAAAAGAGUUGAUGCCUCCCGCCUUCACACUCGUUGCUAGGCUUGACUAAGUUUGCGGGCUGAGGCUAAGUUGUGGGGUUUCCCCAUUUGCUGGGCAGCUCAAGAAUGUGCUGUUGCACUCCAGGCCUGUUUCUACCUUUCAAAUGGUAACUUCAUUCUGAAACCAUUCACAUUUUUAUAGACUUGGUUGUUCUCACAAAGCACAGACAACAUUAAGUUUGCUUUACCUCCUAACCAUGCUGACCUGUACGACCUGUAAUUUUGGUUUGUUAAUAAUUGCAAAAUAAUUUGUUUGAUGCUUUUAAUGCCGGUAUAGUAUAUGUACUACAUAGUAGUUCUAUUUAUGUAAGGAGCUAUAUAUAGGGGCUUCAAUUUCUACUUUAUUCCCUUUUUUUUGUACAUCAUUGCUGAUGCUGCCCUACAUAAGUAUCAAUUGACCGGUUCUUAAGCAUAAGACAUAAGUAUAGGGACUGUUAAAAUUUAAUGGUGAUGUCAUACAUUAUACAAAGCCUUAUGUGAUGCUGGCAUAAGCCCUUUAGCCUGGACCAUAUUGUGCCUAAUGUUGUUUUGCAUAUCAUGCAGCCUAGUUGAAGCCUGUGUCCUGCAAAGUACACUGAAUUAUCCUUUUAAGAACGAAGGGUUUGAUGAAUGAAGGGUUGCUUGGUGACUCAUUGCAUAUUGAGUAUGGAAUAAAAUUUCAUGCUGAAUAUGAGUAUCCUGGCAGACUUAGCAUAUCGAAUAAGCAGGUAUACUGACAGUGCACUGUUUCCUUUGAAAACGUUCUGACAGUUGUGCAGUGGCAUUUUCGUGUGUGUCAUACCAUGUCUUGUGCAGUAGACUGACUUUAAGAUGAAUACGGAGGGAAAGUGGAACAUCCAGAGACUUGUUUCCAGAGGAUUUUGGAGUAUGAAACUAAGCCUCUACCUAUGCCACUGUUAAAGAACUGAGGGCCAAAUUCAUAACACCAUUCAGGUUUAUUAAGCCACCCUCAUCCUGGCUGACAAUGUAUUGAUUGUGCCAGGAUAACAGUACUAAGUUCACUGAGCAUUCUGUUUUUCACCUGUGUGGUGGGCUAGUUUGUCGCCUUCAGGGCAAUGCCAUAAAAGAUGACACAGCUACAGGACGUGCCAAAUUUACUUCUAUUAUCAAAAUUUCAGUGGCACUGAAUCUAUGGGAACUAAACAAAAGCUCCUAGAUGAUAGAGAAUUAGAGAAUUCAUUUUAACAGAGUUCAUCUUAAAUAGAGUCUAUUGUAUUUUCCAGCUACUGGUUGCACACAGCUUGCAGUUUAUGUAGAAGUAUUUAAGCCUAAUAACGGUGCGAAAAAGGACAUAAGCAGGAAGGACAUGACAAGUGCUAACUCCCAACUAAAUUUACUUCAGAAAACUUACACUGAAGAAAAGCUUGGACAAGGACAGUGAACGUACUAACAUUCAAUUGGUUUAUUUCAGGAAACCUGUUUGGAAGGUAUUUUCCUUUGGUGUAUUUUUCCUGAAAUUAAUUCAGUUGGAAGUUAGCGCCUGUCCUCUCCCUUUCAUCCAUGUCUUUUUUGCACUAUUCUUAAAUCUCAAAUCAUGAACCAACUAGUCUAGCAUCGUGUAUACAGAAGUAUGUAGAGUUGCUUCUUCUUUAUUCUGCUCUCUUUGGAGAUUGCAAAAACUGCUGCUGUUCAAACUGGAAUGUGUUUACUGUCUGGAGAAGUACUAAAGCUAUAAAGCUGUAGUGCCUCGGCGAGAGGAAGUGGUGGCAAAAUGAACUUAGAGUACCACAGUAACUCCUAGCAUCGCAAGGCUUCUGGCAUUGGUUUUUGAGUGCGUCUUCGUGCUUCAGUCAACCGCCAAGCUUCUUUCUCGUAUGCAUUAAUAUAAUGACUAGACUAGUUCUUUCACUUACCAUAUCUUACUUUAAAAUGGGUGCAGGGUGUUGUACAGGUAGAAAGCUGGUGCUGAUGUUUUAUAGGCAAGUUGUGGUUGUAGUUCAAAAAGUAUUGUAUUUAUCAUAAAUGCAUUAAUGCUAUUUUUCUGAUUGUCUGUCCUUCUGUGAGUGACAAACUUGGUGUGUAAACAAUGUUAGUUGUUAGCACUGUAUAGCUUCUAUAAGUGUUCAUUUGCUGCUAAGUAUUGCAUUUGGCAUGUCCUCUUGUUGAGAUAUGUGACAUAGUAUGAAAUAUUAUUAUUUGUUGUAUUUUUCUUUCUUUAUUUUUUUUUACAUGUUAGGGGAAGCUAAUAAGCUACAGCUACCUAGAGAUGCCAGCUACCUUUUGAGGACUAUAUUUUUGUUGCUUUAGCUACAUGUGUAUUUCACUCAAUCAUGUGCUUUACUGUGGUGCCUAGGUAUUUAAAGCUUCAGAUUGUAAAGUUGUAAAUAAGGCAUGUACAAAAUGUCUUUAUGUAUUGCUACAGUUGAAUAAUAACUCAGACCACUGGUUGUGAUUUGUAAUUUCCUUCCUAGCCCUCAUAAAAGUUUAAUGUGAAGUGUAGGGAGUGCAUACCAAAGAAGAUAUAUCUGGCGAGGCUACUGUUGAUGCAGAAAGGUAAAUGUUGUGGUGCCAUGCCUGUCAAGGGUGUUCUAUUGCUGACUACAGACUGACAGCACUACUGUUUGUCCCGAUAUAGUGAAUUGAUUGUUCUGGUUGGGGCAUGUAGCUGUCACACUUGUUUUCUUGCUGACUGAAAAUAGAUGAGCGCUGUUGACCCGAUGGCCAUUUCUCAGAGUUGUUAUCUCGCCACUUGCAUGCUGCAACUACAAUGCAAUGUGAUAUGCAAGAGCACUGCAGCUGAAGACUGUUGCAAUCAAACCACUCCACAACGCUGUGCCACAGGCCAGCUUUUCAUGGUACUGGCCCACAGGCUGCUUACUAAGUCACACGCCAUCUUUUUGCCAUUGCUACCACCAGCUAUGGUUGCUACUGUCUGUGAUGGUGAUGACUGUGGCAUUUGGAGGGUCCUUAGUUUCCACGUUACCUUCGAAGAAAGAAAGGUUCCUUCUUUGAUUUUUAUGGUUUAGCAAAUUUUAUUGUGCACUGAAAUUCUGUUAAUGGCUCAUUGUAAGUAUUAGAAAGGUAUAUGUUGCACUGAAGACAGGUGUUAUGUGAAAAUAAAACAAAAGCCCAAGAUAA